Messenger RNA from Jatropha curcas, 2946 nucleotides. Its product is annotated as CRC domain-containing protein TSO1. The record is from RefSeq and is a predicted model, not a curated record. Lineage: Eukaryota; Viridiplantae; Streptophyta; Magnoliopsida; Malpighiales; Euphorbiaceae. Gene Ontology annotation, molecular function: DNA-binding transcription factor activity.
GCUCCAUAUGAGGUUUAAAAGAACAUGCUUCUUAACUAAAAGCACCAUUUAUGAAGGGAAUUAGGACCCAAUAUCUUCUCCUUCGAAACUUCAUCUCUCUAUCCAUUUCUCCGAUGUUGUUGUUGGUAGAAGCAAACCCUAGCACCUUUAGCUUUCUCAAACAUGGACUCUCCUAAAGAGAAUCGCAUACCGCCUGCCUCGUCAUCAUCUCCGACGGUUCAAGAAUCUGCUUUAUUCAAUUACCUUACAAAUCUGUCUCCUAUAAAGUCAGUUAAGGGAGCAAGAUAUGUACAAAGGUUUUCACAAACUAACUUCUCUAUUCCUCAACCUGUGUUCACAUCACCCCGUGUAGGUCAACAUCGGCAAACAAGUUUCAUUAAAAGAGAGGAGAUAGAUCUAGCAGAUUCUGAUGUUUAUGUACAUGGUGAUGAUACCCAUUUGAAAUCUCAGCUGAUUCACUGCUAUCAAAAGGAAGACCAGUUAGUCAGUCCUUCUGAAUAUUUAGCUGAUCCUGCUGAGAUGGAAGAAAAUACAAAUUCAACUAGUCUGCAGGCACAACCACACAAUGAUAGGCCUAAGAUCUUAGAGACUGGUUUCACAAGUCAUGAAGAUACUACUAUCAAAAACGAUGAUCAUGACAACUCCAAUAUGUUUCUAGUCCCUUUUUCUGGAGCACAACAUCAUGAGCAGUUUGCAGUUCAGGCUGCAGAUGGUCAAGAUAGUAAAGAUAGUGGUAAUUAUCUGUCGUUUCAUCAACCCUUGCAGAGUGUUCAGGCAUAUAAGAAUUCUGCUGAGAGUUCAAGAUCAGUUCCAAGAGGAUCUUCUAAGGAGGCUGAUCAGCAUCAACGUGGUAUAAGACGCCAUCUUCAAUUUGGGGUCACCAUACCCUGCAAGCACACUGACAAUGACGCUCAUGAUAAUGCCAAUUUAAGCUUACCUGAACACGUCCCGAACUUUGAGAGUCUAGUUCCACAUCAAAUUGAACCAAGUGGGAUCUUCGGCAGUUGGCUGGCAGGCAGUCAUGCGCAGGCUAUAACUUUCCUGUCCUCCUUCUGCCCAUCUCAAUCUUUAAGAUCAGCUCAAAAUUGUGUAAACCAUGAUAUGUCUGCAGCUUGUACUCCAUCUGUUUUAGGUUUGCCUUCAAGUAGUUUCACAAUAUCUGGGUCUGUGGGAUCAGAUUCAAAGACAAGCAUGAUAUUGGCUUGUAAUCUGCAUGCACAAGAGGAGAAGCAAAUGCCUAAUAGGACCCAUACUUCAGCAAACGACUUGGCUAGUAUUUCAAUCUCAUCUGUUUCUGGGGAAAUCCAUGCUUGUAUGGACGAUGAUCAUCAGGAGAAUCAAGCUGCUGCAACACAGCAGGUAGUUCCAUAUGAGGGAAGGAUGAUCACUUCACAAAAUACUGACAUGGUUGAAGAGUUAUACCAAGCGAGCCCCAAACAAAGUAGAAAAAGAACAAAGCCCGUCGAUGACAGUGAGGGUUGCCGACGUUGCAACUGUAAGAGGUCAAAAUGCUUGAAACUUUAUUGUGAGUGCUUUGCAGCUGGAGUUUAUUGUGUACGCAGUUGCACAUGUGAAAACUGCUUCAACAGGCCCGAAUAUGAGGACACAGUUCUUGAUACACGACAACAAAUUCAAGCCCGUAAUCCACUUGCCUUUGCUCCAAAAGUUGUUAUACCUGGCAUGAAUUCUCCAGCAAACUUGCUGGAGGAUGGGAACUGGACGACACCUUCAUCAGCCAGGCACAAAAGAGGAUGUAAUUGCAAGAAAUCAAAGUGUCUUAAAAAAUAUUGCGAAUGUUAUCAGGCUAAAGUUGGAUGCUCCAGUGGAUGCCGGUGUGAAGGUUGUAAUAAUUCCUUUGGCAAAAAGACAGAAUCAAUAUACAGAAGUGCUGAAAAAUGGGAGAAUAUAUCUCAUGAGCAGUUGGAAACUUUGGAGAGUCCUGAUGGUUUUGUUAAAGCUGGGAGAGCUCAUCAGGUCUCUUCAACAUGGGAAGAACUAGCUGGUAUGAGCCAUAUGACUCCAAUGUUGCAUCAUCACUUAGGAGCAGUGGCUACUUCAGCUUUUCUGAAUAUAGGUGAUGGUUCGAAGGCUUCUCAAACUCAAGCACGUCAGGGAAGCACACCCCAGUCAUCAGCUGUUUACCUUCAUUGUCAUCAUUCACCGUCCAGUCUUACACCAAAGUCAUAUGGAACCGAGGCCCUGACUGAGAUAAGUUCAGACAGCCUUUUCUAUAACAUAUUGAAGGAGGAUGACACACCUGAGGCGCUCAAGUACACUUUUACCCCAACAAAGGCAGUGAAAGUUACUUCGCCAAAUCAGAAACGGGUUUCUCCUCCACAAAAUCGAUCACAAGAGUUAAGAUCAAGCUCUUCACAGGGAUUGCAAAGUGGGCGCAAAUUCAUUUUGCCAGCUGUGCCAUCUUUCCCUCCUCUAACUCCAUAUAGCAAGUUAAAAGAUGAAAACCAACAAACAGAUGGUGAUAAUCAAGAUAAUGCCAGCUGUCCAUGAGUGGUCUAAGAUAGUUUCAAUUAUUUGGAAUUGCAUUGCAUUUUUCGCAGAUUCUGGGCCUAUUUUGUUGAAGGCAGACAGGCAGCGAGUUGCAUGCUGCUUUUCCCAGGAUAUAUUCCAAGAAACUGCUGAUAGAGCCUGUCAUUAUCUCCAGGAUAUCUUGGAAGCAUUACUUCCAGCAAUGCUGCAAAAUUUUGGCCUUUUUUUACCAGUACAGGGUUAGGUUAAAGAUGUUGGCAGUUCAGUGAGAGUGCAUAUGUAAUUUAAUUACCAAUUGCAGUUCAGAGUUUAUAGUUUCAAGCAAUUUGCAGUUCCUGUUGAUCGCGCUGUAAACAUGGAAAAUAUUAUUCUCUCUGUUAGUUGCUCUACACCGGUACUAGUUAUUGUGAACAGUAUAUACGAAUGAAUGCAGCACAUUAGUGCUGUUUCUUCUCUCUA